Molecule: messenger RNA, 821 nt
Organism: Malurus melanocephalus (red-backed fairy wren)
Lineage: Eukaryota; Metazoa; Chordata; Aves; Passeriformes; Maluridae
Product: GON-4-like protein
Biological process (GO): regulation of DNA-templated transcription
Cellular component (GO): nucleus
Molecular function (GO): transcription coregulator activity
Source: RefSeq, a predicted model, not a curated record
GGCUGCUGCACCGGUGGCCUCAGCUCCUGACGGAUUUCGCUGCCUUCCUGCUGCCCGAGCAGGCCCUGGAGUGUGGYCUGUUUGAGGAGCAGCAGGCGUUCGAGAAGAGCCGCAAGUUCCUGCGGCAGUUGGAGAUUUGCUUCGCUGAGAACCCGGCCCAGCACCAGAGAAUCAUCCGGGGCUGCGGGGACACGGGGACACAGGACACUGCUGAGCUGAAGGCGCAGGUGUGGCCGCUGCUGAAGGGUCACUCGCACCUGCAGGACGAGUUCUCGGUGUUCUUCGAUCACCUGCGACCCUCGGCCGCGCGCAUGGGCGACUUCGAGGAGAUCCACUGGAGCGAGGAGAAGGACUACGAGUUUGAUGGGUUUGAAGAGGUUUCUCUGCCCGAUGUGGARGAGGAGGAGGAAGCGCCCAAAAUCCACGGAGCCACCAAAAGCAAAAAGAGGAAAGAGAUGGGAGGGCAGAGCCACGACAAGGAUGUGGAGUGGCCCGAGGCUGUCAGGGAUAGUUCCUGUCCCUGUUCUGUCAGUAUUUUCUGUAUUUUAUCAGGAUUUUCUCUAUUUUCUCCGGAUUUUCUGUAUUUUUAUCAUUAUUUUCUAUAUUUUUAUCAUUAUAUUGUAUAUUUUUGGGAUUAUUUUGUGUAUUUUCAGGAUGUGGAGUGGCCCGAGGCUGUCAGGGAUGGUUCCUGUCCCUGUUCCUGUCACCAUUUUCUCUAUUUCCUCAGGAUUUUCUCCGGAUUUUCUCAGCAGCAGCGCCGAGCUCCGCCUGAAGAAAAACAAACGGAGGAGCUGCAGCCACUGCGGAAACAAGGUGUGUGA